AUGGAAGCAUAUAGCAAAUUCGAUUUUGAUGGAAAUGAAAACUUUUAGAAAUAUCUCCUAAAUGUAUAUCCGUUGCCUCCCAAAUUAGACAAAAUCAAACGUAAAUGGUAUAAAACAUAUAUUGACCCAGAGUUUGAUAUCAACAUAGAAUCUCAGAAUCCUAAUUAAAACACCUAAUCAUAAACAUCAUAAAAUGAAAUGCCACAAAAAUAAGAAACUCAUUAAUAACAAUAAUAGUAAUCUUAACAACAACAACAAUAAUAAUAAUAAUAAUAAUACUACUAGAACAGAUAAUAAUUGCCAUCAAUUCCUAUUUGGACUAUAAUUGAGGGAAUGCUUAAAGUGAUAUAUUUCCCUGCUUUAUUGUUCUUGCUUUCACCUUAAUUGCACAAAUAUUUGAAUUUUGGGAGUAUUUUUAUUUGCUUGCUUGCUAUAUAUCGAUUGUAAGGAUUACCAAAGAAAAAUUAUUUUAAGGAGUAUAUUAUCAAAAUAAUUUAACUUGAAUUCACCUCAAAUAUUUUCUUUGUUGUUUCAUUAUUUACAAUUGAUAGUUUUGCAUUUUAAUUGCCAAUCGCUUUACACUUCAUGGUCGGAGCUGCAGAAUUUUGGACAUAAAUUAAUCAAGAAUAAGGAAUCUCUCUUAAAGUUGCCAAAUAUAUUACAACCAAUAGAAGUGAAAUAAUCCUUACAAAAUAGAAAAUAGAAAUCUAUCUAUUCCUAUACUCUGUUGUUGGUAUAUUCUUAAAAAAAACAUCAUUUGUUUAAGCCAUAAUUAUCUUCCAAAACGUGUUACUUAAAACUAAAUUUAAUAAAAAUAUGAAAAAUGCAUAAGCUUAUAUUAGAGUAUGGUAUGCUGAUAGGUUAAGUGAAAAUAGAAUAUUACCUGAAGGUUUACGUAAAAUUUUUAGUAUUAUCUGGAAAGGAUACGAAAAGUUAUUAACACUUUUUUGA
Messenger RNA from Paramecium octaurelia, 951 nucleotides. Lineage: Eukaryota; Ciliophora; Oligohymenophorea; Peniculida; Parameciidae. The record is from the annotation of a GenBank genome assembly.